AUGACAAUGUUUUUAGCAGCCUUGGCAGUGCUCGGUUUGCACUAUUGCCAAGCAGAAAUUUACGCCAUAAGAUAUAAUUCUGAGUUUUACUUUGAAGAAUUCACUGAUGCGCCAGCUACGUUUGGUCCGGAUCUUUCUGAGGGAUCUGUCCGUGGUAUGCUGAUUAAUGCCACUCCCCCUAGCGCGUGCGAUGACAAACUAAAACCAGCACCUCCUUAUGACGACAACCUUUUGGAAAAAUGGAUUUUGAUGGUACCCCGUUAUACUCCUGACAUAAACUGCACGUUCGAGCAGAAAGUGCGCAUGGCACAACUCAGAGGGUACAAUGCUGUCAUAAUCUAUAAUGUAGGCUCCAAUGAUUUGGUGCCAAUGUCAGCUAAAAACAGCACGGGAAUUAAAAUACCCUCUGUGUUUGUUAGUCAGUCUUCCGGUUUGAUGCUGAAAAACGUUUACACUGACCCCAAUUAUUUUAUUGUAAUCACUGCAGAGACCCCGUUCAAUAUACAAACACAUCUAUUGAUACCUUUUGCCAUCGUUGUAGGCAUCUGUUUUCUUGUAAUGCUAGUUUUCAUGGUUGUCAAGUUUAUAAAAGACCGAAGACGGCAAAGACGUCACCGAUUGCCAAAAUCUCAACUAAACAAAAUCCCCACUUGUAAAUUCCAAAAAGGGGACAGAUAUGAGACUUGCGCUAUUUGUCUGGAGGAUUAUACUGAAGGGGAGAAGCUUAGGGUUUUGCCUUGCAAUCACAUGUAUCACAUGAAAUGUAUCGACCCAUGGCUGACGAAGAACAAACGUGUCUGUCCCAUAUGCAAAAGAAAAGUUUUUGCGCAUAACGAACCGCAUCCAGAUAGCGAUAGUGAUACUGACACUGAUGACACUACCCCUUUGAUUAGAUCUGGUGCCACUAGGGGGACUCAAGGAGGCACUUUUGAAGUCCAAAACGAAAGCAGAAGCAGAAUGGUUAGAGCUGCUCGCUCAAUAUCUCAACUGUUUGACGGCCGUAGUCACUUUUUGGCCGCCUCUGAUCAUCACAGCAUCAACGCUCAACAGGAAGAGAGGCGAAGCGUGGAAAAUUCUUCCACCAGUGACACUAACAGCAGUAGCAGCAGUCAAAAUGAACCGGUUCACGUGAUUGAUGAAGUCUCGUUUAUAAUUCAUAAUUCGGACCGACACGAUGAUAGCAAUGAUCAUGAAUCACACAGCAAUAAUCAUGAUACACACAACAAUGAUCAUUAUGAAUCAAUAGACACUGACCUACAAGAAUUGCCAAAUAAUUGUGAUCACGGGAGUCACGAUGACGUUGUAGCUUGA
This is a messenger RNA of Ceutorhynchus assimilis (cabbage seed weevil), 1311 nucleotides long. NCBI's taxonomy places the organism in Eukaryota, Metazoa, Arthropoda, Insecta, Coleoptera, Curculionidae. The record is from the annotation of a GenBank genome assembly.